AUGGCAGACGCAAUGUUAUCGAACAAAGGCCCUGGAAUGCCUCCCCACGCCCCCCUCUCCGAAAAAAGCAACGAUGAGCCCUCAAGGGCCUCAACUGCCGACAAGCAGCCCGCAGAAGAGCCACAAUACCCAGGGAAAGCCAAGUUCGCGGCAAUUCUAGUUGGCCUUAAUCUUUCCAUGUUUUUAGUCGGCCUCGACAACACUAUCCUCUCGAGCGCCAUCCCCAAAAUCACUGAUCGAUUUCAUGCCCUGGGUGACGUGGGCUGGUAUGCCAGUGCGUACCUGUUGACAAACUGUGCCUUCCAGCUCAUGUGGGGAAAGCUAUAUACAUUCUACGUCGUGAAGUGGGUGUACCUGGUCGCGCUGUUCCUCUUUGAACUCGGAUCUCUCGUCUGCGCCGUAUCUCCCUCGUCAACGGCUCUGAUUGUUGGUCGCGCUAUUGCCGGCGUUGGCGCUGGCGGUGUCACAAACGGCUCAUUCUUUCUCAUCGCGCACUCCGUUCCCGCACCGAAACGCCCAACAUUCGUCGGUCUUCUGGGAGCCAUGUACGGCUUCUCUGCAAUCGCGGGCCCGCUCAUGGGCGGUGCUUUCACUGACAACGCCUCGCUGACCUGGCGAUGGUGCUUCUAUAUCAACCUUCCGCUUGGUGUUGUUCCAACAGCCUGUAUCAUUUUCUUGAUCCCUGCCUUUGCCGGUAGUGACAAGGGCCAGACUGGUUUCAUGAACCAGGUGAAGCAGAUGGAUGUGCCUGGUACACUUUGUCUACUUCCUGGAGUUGUCUGCCUGCUGCUUGCGCUGCAGUGGGGUGGAACGAAAUACGAGUGGAGGAAUGGGCGCAUCAUCGCGUUGCUUGUCCUUGCUGGUGUGCUCCUCAUCGCGUUUACGGUCAUUCAGUACUUUAGCGGUGAUCGUGCAACGGUUCCGAAGCGCGUGUUCGGAAACCGCAAUGUUUGGGGUGCAGCUCUGUUUGGAUCUGGUGUCACCGCUGGCUUCUUCCUGAUGCUCUACUACAUCCCCAUCUGGUUCCAAGCGAUAAAGGGCGCAUCUGCAAUCCGCUCCGGCGUCAUGAACCUCCCCAUGGUCCUCGCCUACGUCUUCUUCUCGCUGUCCGGCGGCUACCUCACAACCGUCAUCGGCUACUACGUGCCCUUUGCCUACGCAACGGUAAUCUUCAUGUCCGUCGGCGCCGGCCUCCUCACAACCUUCACCGUCUCCUCGGGCUCCUCCCACUGGAUCGGCUACCAAUUCCUCUUCGGCGCGGGCGUCGGGCUCGGUCUGCAGACUGCAUUCGCCGCGCCGCAGUGCACGCUCCCCAUUGAGGAUAUCGCCAUCGGAACGGCUAUCGUCAUGUUCCUCGAGAACCUUUCGGCCGCUGUCUUUGUUUCUGUCGGGCAGAAUGUGUUUACCAACCAGCUCACGACGAAUGUGCGGGUUUAUGCGCCGGAGGUCGAUACGACGAAGUUGAUUGAGGGGGGUGCGACGGAGAUUCAGAGGAAUGUGCCACAGGUGUUUUAUGAUGCGGUGCUGUUUGCGUACAACAAGUCGUUGACGCAGACGUUUUAUGUGGGCGUCGCCUUGAGCUGUGUGGGGAUUUUGGGAGUGGUCGUCAUGGAGUGGGUUAAUGUGAAGGGAAAGAAGGGGGAGGGGGAAAAGAAGGAGGAAAAGCAGGAGGGCGAGCAGACGGAGGAUGUUUAA
Molecule: messenger RNA, 1695 nt
Organism: Aspergillus calidoustus
Lineage: Eukaryota; Fungi; Ascomycota; Eurotiomycetes; Eurotiales; Aspergillaceae
Source: the annotation of a GenBank genome assembly